This is a messenger RNA of Clupea harengus (Atlantic herring), 2064 nucleotides long. It is a transcript of the gene tspan4b, whose product is annotated as tetraspanin 4b. The record is from RefSeq and is a predicted model, not a curated record. NCBI's taxonomy places the organism in Eukaryota, Metazoa, Chordata, Actinopteri, Clupeiformes, Clupeidae. Gene Ontology annotation, cellular component: plasma membrane.
GGAGGGAGGGAGAGAGUAGGAGAGAGAGGGGAGGGCAAACCCCCUACAUCUGGAAACCAUUGACAACAGGGGAGCGAAGAGGCAAAAACAUCGCGCUAAUAGAAAAGUGGAAAACUAAGGAAUAACAAAACAGCAGAUGAAGAAUAGAGAAAAAGACAAACACACAAGUCCAAGGCUGUAACAAAGAAAUAGGAAAGAGAAAAGGACUAAGAGAGGAACAGGGGGAGAAGCACUCAAGUACUACCACUGGAAGAAAGAAAGAGAGGAGUUUGGUUUUCAUCUGUGCUGCAUUCUUGAGGCGGACUCAAGGAGUUCUAACAAGGGAGUGCAAGGAGCCGUAUGAACUUCUAUGGAGUUUAAUCAAGGAAUCUGACCACAAAGGAUAUGCAUUAGCUGAGAAAAAUCCCAGUCUCAGCAAAGGCAUCUGGCCAAAUCAAAAGAGAAGUACUCAGGGUCCAGAGGAGGGCCUCUUCUGUCAGCUGCAACAGUUACCAUUUCGUCACCUCAGAGGAAUCUUACCACCAACCGCAGGAUGACAGUGACACGGAGGUGUCUGUGCUGUGUCAAGUACCUCAUGUUCAUCUUCAACUUGAUCUUCUGGCUGGGGGGAUGUGGCCUGUUCGGUGUGGGGGUCUGGCUGUCCUUCAAACAGGCAGAAAUCUCAUCCCUCCCUCUGUCCUUUCCCUCACUCUCUGCUGCCAACCUGCUGCUGGUCGCCGGGGGUAUCACCAUGGUGACAGGCUUCCUGGGCUGCCUAGGUGCCCUGAAGGAGCAGCGGUGUUUGCUGAUGACGUUUUUCGUUAUCCUCUUGAUCCUGGUUUUGACGGAGGUGAUUAUGGCUGUGACUGUUCAUAUCUACAAGGAGGAGCUGGAUAAAAAAGCGCAGAAUAAUUUGUUAGAGGGAAUGAAAGACUACCUGACCGACGAACGUCUGCAGCUAUCAUGGGACUCCGUGCAGAAAAUGUUCAAGUGCUGUGGCGUGAUAAACCAGACGGACUGGUACCCGGUAUUGAGCAUUGACGGCAAACCCACUUUGCCAGCCUCCUGCUGCCUAAGCGGUCAAGAGUGUGGACGUGGUUGGGAUGAGCCUUGCUAUCAAAAGGCCAGAACGUGGCUCCUCGGUAACAUCACAUCGGUGCUGGUGUUCGGGAUCUGCAUCGUUAUUGUCCAGCUCCUGGCUUUGGUCUUCUCCAUGAUGAUGUACUGCCAAAUCAGGCGGGCAGAGAAGUAUCUGGACUGACCUGGUCUGCUGCACAGAGGUGCGAUUUGGGCGGAGAUGAUUCCAAGAACUCACUCUCCCGACGCUUUUAUUUACACCUCUGUUGCGCAGCAUCCACCUGCUAUGAAUGUUCAUACGCAACCUAUCUCUUACCUAUGCUUAAGGUGAACAAUAUAAUAUUUCAGGAACUCUAGAUCAACCUUUGCGUGCCAUCAAAAAUACUGUUAUGGACUGCCAUGUGUAUCUAAAGUUGUGUGGGAGUGACACAAAUGUGCAUAUAAUUCCGAUGUAAUCGUGAGUAUUGUUUUUUUCAAAUGCUGUAAUUUAGUCCACUGCUCUGAUAUCUACUAUGUCUGUUCUCCUAGAUAGGUUCCCUUCAAAGACUACUUUAUGUCACAUUUAAGAACAAGGGAAAAGAGUAUACCUGAAAAUGCUAAAUAAUUUACAGCAUCUACAGAGUAAAUACCCAUAUAUGUGCCCUGCAUGUUCCGCUUUAUCAUAGAGGCAAGCAGUUCUAUUGUGAUAUAAGGGAUGAUAUCCACAUAAUUGGGCAUUAAUGUAAACAUUUCAUGUAAAAUAACAUAUUUGCAUUGUACUGUGAUUUAUGAUUAAGGUCAAAUGGGAUUUCUUUAGAUGCUUUCAGUUAUUUAUAACCAACUGUAUGUCCCUUCUUGCCUAGGCGCAUUUUCUAUCUAUGGCAUGUACAGUAAACCAGCAAACUGCUUUUCAUUUUACUAUUAUCAUUGUAAAUAUCCGUAUCAAUUCACCGUACUAGAAUAAAGACAGCAGGCAUUUGUGUUUUCAUGCUUUCUUUAAAAAAACAUUAAAAAAUAGUUUAAAAAGCA